Molecule: messenger RNA, 996 nt
Organism: Prunus armeniaca (apricot)
Lineage: Eukaryota; Viridiplantae; Streptophyta; Magnoliopsida; Rosales; Rosaceae
Source: the annotation of a GenBank genome assembly
AUGGCAACGAAUAUCGGAAUGAUGGAUGGGGCUUACUUCGUAGGCAGAUCUGAGAUCUUGGCGUGGAUCAACUCCACUCUGCAUCUCAAUCUCAACAAAGUCGAAGAGGCGUGUUCCGGUGCGGUUCAAUGCCAGCUCAUGGAUGCGGUUCAUAACGGUAUGGUGCCGAUGCACAAGGUGAACUUUGAUGCCAAGAGCGAGUAUGAGAUGAUUCAGAACUACAAGGUCCUUCAGGACGUCUUUAACAAACUCAAAAUCACCAAGCACAUUGAGGUGAGCAAGCUUGUGAAAGGAAGGCCGCUGGAUAAUUUGGAGUUCAUGCAAUGGAUGAAGCGAUACUGUGAUUCCGUCAAUGGAGGCAGCAUGAACACUUACAAUGCUCUAGAAAGGAGAGAUGCUUGCAAAGGUGGGAAAGAAGCACAUAAAAGAGGUGCCCAAUCACAAACAUCAGCCAAGGGUGCAGCAGCUUCCCAAAGAUCUCACUCCUCCCACACUGCUCGAAGAAAUGAUGUACCACCUUCUGUGAACUCUACAAGUCAAUCCGGGAAGACCUCGAGACCUGCUUCUAGUGGAGGCCCUGCUCCCCCUGUAUAUGACGAACAGAUCACGGAGUUGAAACUUUCAGUCGAUAGCCUUGAAAAGGAGAGGGAUUUCUACUUCGCAAAGCUCCGGGAUAUUGAGAUACUUUGCCAGAAUCCUGAGAUUGAGCACUUAAAUGUUGUUGCUGCUAUACAGAAGAUUCUUUAUGCUACUGAAGAUGAUGCAUCGGUGGUAGCAGAUGCUCAAGCCAUGUUAUCCCGCCCCUCAAAGGAAGCAGACCUGUUGAGUCCGAUUGCAGAGCUUUCCGAGGAGAAGGUUAGCUCAGAGACUCAAAAGAGGAAAACUUAUCUCAAUCUUGAUGUUGAUGCUGCUGCCAUCACAACAUUAUCUCCCAAGCAAAGGAUUUCUGAUGCUUCUGAUGUCCAUUGUAGUGGGUCACCCCUUAUGACUUACUGA